Molecule: messenger RNA, 640 nt
Organism: Mangifera indica (mango)
Lineage: Eukaryota; Viridiplantae; Streptophyta; Magnoliopsida; Sapindales; Anacardiaceae
Product: small ubiquitin-related modifier 1-like
Exons: 3
Coding region: 139-444 (101 amino acids)
Biological process (GO): protein sumoylation
Cellular component (GO): nucleus
Molecular function (GO): protein tag activity; ubiquitin-like protein ligase binding
Source: RefSeq, a predicted model, not a curated record
GAAGAGGCCUAUAUUUUCGCUUAGGGCUAUGCGCGGUUUUGAAGCGAUUAGUUGAAUAGCGUGCAGAAAACGCAGGCAGAGAAGAAAACACAAACCCUAUCUGGAGAGUUAGAGAGAGAAACCCUAGAAUCUGCAAAAAUGUCAGCGACCGGAGGUGGUGGUGGUGGUCAGGAAGAAGACAAGAAGCCCAUGGAUCAGUCGGCACACAUUAACCUUAAAGUCAAGGGCCAGGAUGGGAAUGAAGUGUUUUUUAGAAUUAAACGAAGCACCCAACUCCGCAAACUCAUGACUGCUUACUGUGAUAGACAGUCAGUGGAGUUAAACUCAAUUGCUUUCUUGUUUGAUGGGCGCAGACUCCGGGGAGAGCAGACUCCAGAUGAGCUUGAGAUGGAGGAUGGAGAUGAAAUUGAUGCAAUGCUCCAUCAGACAGGAGGCGGACGAUAACUGCUAGUUGUACCACAUGGAGAGUCCAUGGUGGACUUGAGUGUAAGUUUCAUUUGCUAAAUCUAUGGAUAUAUGAUUGUAAAUGACAUGGAUCCUAUAAUGAAGCUUGAAGUUAGUUUUUUUUUUUUUUUAAAUUAAUGAUAUAUUUGUAUUAGACAUUCAUGAUUCAUCUAAUCGGACGGUUUCGUUUGGCCAA